This is a messenger RNA of Mytilus californianus (California mussel), 2054 nucleotides long. RefSeq lists its product as uncharacterized. NCBI's taxonomy places the organism in Eukaryota, Metazoa, Mollusca, Bivalvia, Mytilida, Mytilidae. Bases 166 to 1809 code for a protein of 547 amino acids. Gene Ontology annotation, molecular function: RNA polymerase II cis-regulatory region sequence-specific DNA binding; DNA-binding transcription factor activity, RNA polymerase II-specific. The record is from RefSeq and is a predicted model, not a curated record. Gene Ontology annotation, biological process: cell differentiation; regulation of transcription by RNA polymerase II; anatomical structure morphogenesis. The transcript is spliced from 2 exons.
GAAAUGAGUUCAAAGUGCCAUUGAAAGCUCAUAUUUGACAACAAAAAAGUGUCACAGAAGAGUUAAAGUUUAGUGAUAAGAUAUUCCAUCUUCACUUUAUAUCAUACAAGCCGAGAGUUUUGACGUCGAGUUAAUUCUUUGAACACACAAGCUGAAAGCAAAGCCAUGGUCAAGCGCAAACGAGAAGACAGAGACACGGAUUUGAAAGAUGCAAGCCAAUGUCACCCCAAAAUGGCAUCACUUAUUGGUAUGACAUCAAGACUAACAACGCCCUCUGUUUUAUCAGCAGCGGAAACGGAACUACGAACAGUUAUGGACGAUUUUGUAACGGUAUAUGAAAGAUUGGACCAAGAAGACAAAGCGGAUAAGAAACCAAAUUACUCUUAUACUGAAAUGAUAUACCUUUCGAUUCUUCGAUCACCAAACUUUUGUUUACCGAUAACAGAAAUAUAUAAAUAUAUAAAAAAUAGAUUUUCGUACUUCCGGAGUUCUGCUCGGAAACAUUGGUGUAAUGCUGUCCGCCAUAGUCUUUCAAAAACAAAAUGUUUCACAAAGAUUGCCAUUGGUAGGGGAUCAAGUGGCAACCAUAAUCUCAACCGAUCAACUUAUUUAUGGUGCAUAGUUCCAGGAAGCAUAGUUAAUUUUGCAAGAGGAGACUAUCGUCCAAACGUAGAUACAGAAAGUGGGACAAACACCCUUCGAUGGGGAUAUUUCCGUGUAAAUGCGGGACAAUUUUGGGAUCAGGUAGCUGUGUAUUUAGAGAAGAAAAUGGAAAUUUUUCAGCAAAUGAUACUUGCAACUCAGUCACCUGGAAAAGUGUUGGAGGCACAAGCUUGUUUUAUCCCAGGUUUAGCAUCGACUGUUCACAUUAUGAAUUCAUCACAGACCAACACACCAACAAUUGUUACUAACCAAGAAUCAGCGGAUAAUCCCUUUGUUACAAAACAAGAUAUACCAACACGUACUGUUCAUUAUGGACCGAAUUUAUCUGAUAGUGGAAUUUUAGACCAAAGCCUACCAAAAGUGCCGAGACGGAUAGGUAAUAACAGUAGAGACAGUGGAAAUGAAAGCUUUUCUGACUCAAGCCCAGAGGAAAAACGACAGAAACAAAAUAGUUUGCCAAACAAAGGAUGUGGAUUGAAUGCUUCGUAUUUAACAGUCAAUUCAUCGAUACUCGACGAUACACGGAAAACUCCAGAGCUUCCCGAUUUGGGACAUGUCAGUCCUUUAUCGAUUUCACCGUCAUUAUCGCCGAUAACAGGAAAUGUAACUUAUAACAAUGAGACAUUUGCAGGAUCUUCAUUUUCAUCCACAUUUCCAUCGAUUCCAGCAUCGUUUGCGUCGACACCAGUUGUCACUUCGUUUUCACAGCAGCGUUUUUCUCAAGCUCAAUCUGUGUACACACACUCAUUUUCACCACCACUGUUUCCUUCAUUAUCGCCGCCAACAUUUCAAGUUUCAAUGGAGAGUCCUACUUGCUAUCCACAGUUUGCCCAAACAAAUUCUAAACCACUGACAUUGCCCUAUUUACAAUCAUCAAUGAAUAGCCCAAUGAACACUCAACAUAAUAUGUUUUUACCACGUGCUUAUUCGCAACCGCCAUUGUAUAUUCCACAUCAAGUACCAGCCGGAAGCUACGAUUUUGGACAAUUUCCGGUACCUCCUAUAUCUCAUACACCAUAUCAGUAUGAUUCGUACGGAUGUCAAUCAUCUGAAAAUCAGAUAAACUAUUUGCAGUUGUCCUCACAGAAUAAGUUCGAGCAGUGUUCUGGGCAAACAUUAGCUUCAGUUAAUUGGAAUGCAACUUGACAUACAAGACAGGAAACCCAAAACACGUUAUAGUGCUAAGUUUUAGUUAUGUUAUGAAUUUUAUUUGUAAAUAGAAUUUUUAUGGAUCGAAAAUGUUUUAUGGAAAGAAGUUUUUAUAUACUAUACAUUUGGUGUACAUGUACUAAUUCAAUUUUAUGUAUUAUAGUGUACAUUUUAUAUACAGUGUACGUGUACUACAAGUUGUUUUAACGUCUUAAUGCCAUUAAACAAUUUCAGCUCAUUUU